AUGCGCUCUCAGCCUUUCACUCGCUUCUCUCGACUAACCUCCCUUCCGCUUCUUCAUCGAUCACCAUCUCCUUCCUUUCAACCUUCGAUUUCUCCUGAAAUCAAAUUACUCCUCACUUCUGACAACCGACCUGCACCGACUCUUCUCACCUGCACCAACUCUUCUCUCCAUCUCAGCUUCACAGAUAUGUCUAGUAAUGAUCCGAGAUGGGGUUACGGGAAACCAAUUGAAGGAAAGGGUAAUGCUUUGGUGAUAUGUGAUUUUUGGAAUUUCCUUUCCAAGGGUAGGAUUACAAGACACAAGCAUCACCUUGUUGGUGAUUCCCCCCAAAUAAAGAAGAGUGAACAAAUACCCCGCUUUGAUGAUGCCUUUGUCGAUAUAAACGAUAAAGACGAAGAAGCUACAACUAAUAUUGACUUUUUCCAAUGGAAAAGCAAGAGGCCCAUGUCGUCCAGUAGCUCAACUGUAAACACUAAGAACCCUACAAAAGGGCCUUUGGAUGUGAUGUACCCACCAUCUAAGAUAACAAGGACGAGAAAGGGGGAACUUGGUUGGAACCUUUGA
Messenger RNA from Lactuca saligna, 564 nucleotides. NCBI's taxonomy places the organism in Eukaryota, Viridiplantae, Streptophyta, Magnoliopsida, Asterales, Asteraceae. The record is from the annotation of a GenBank genome assembly.